Parascedosporium putredinis is the source of this 264-nucleotide messenger RNA. The record is from the annotation of a GenBank genome assembly. NCBI's taxonomy places the organism in Eukaryota, Fungi, Ascomycota, Sordariomycetes, Microascales, Microascaceae.
AUGAAACUCACUUCGUUCUAUACCAUUCUCAGCCUGGCGGCUGUCGCCGUGGCCAACCCUGUGGCGAACCCUGAGGCUGAAAACGCUCUGGAAGGUUUUGAGAAGCGCCAGUCGUGCCCCAUCUCCCUCGUCACCAGCUGCAAGGGUUACUGCUACGAUAAGUGGUGCGCCGGCUGCGGCAGCUACCAGCCUUGCCUCAACUCGUGCGCGGCCAACAAGAACAAGUGCUACAAUUGCUGCGGCACAAAGUGCACCACCUGCUAG